Messenger RNA from Mangifera indica (mango), 2024 nucleotides. Its product is annotated as phosphatidylinositol 3,4,5-trisphosphate 3-phosphatase and protein-tyrosine-phosphatase PTEN1. The transcript is spliced from 8 exons. The record is from RefSeq and is a predicted model, not a curated record. Gene Ontology annotation, molecular function: phosphatidylinositol-3,4,5-trisphosphate 3-phosphatase activity; protein tyrosine phosphatase activity. Gene Ontology annotation, biological process: phosphatidylinositol dephosphorylation. NCBI's taxonomy places the organism in Eukaryota, Viridiplantae, Streptophyta, Magnoliopsida, Sapindales, Anacardiaceae. Gene Ontology annotation, cellular component: cytosol. Bases 318 to 1604 code for a protein of 428 amino acids.
UUUGUUUCAAGUCAGUCAAUGACUCUCCUUAUUUUCCUCUGCAUUUGGGGUGGAGAAACAGCCCCAAAACUCCCCCCACAAAUAGCAAAACCUGCCAACUCUAACAACAAAUUUUCUCUUGAAACCCAAUGGAGAUCUCACCAGCAUCGUCAUCAUCAUCAUCAUCAUCAUCAGCUUCGCCUGCCCUCCUUGAAGCACUUUCCAGGGCCUCCAAUUCUCUAUUUUACCCUCCUGCAUUUGCUCUCAUAUCUUUAUGCUCAACUUCAGCCCUGCAGGUUCCUUGUUGCUGGUUGAUAGUUUAUUUGUUCAUCAGCUAAAUGGGGUCCAAGUCUUCAAAGCAUUCAACAGAAACCACCGGAGGAGGAGAUACUAGCACAAUUCUAACUCAUUUCCAUUUCCAAGUAAUCUCCUUUCUCACUGGAAGUUCUUAUAUUCGGAACUUGGUCUCGAAGCAACGCAGGAGGAUGCUGGUAGAAGGUUAUGAUCUUGACAUGUCUUAUAUCACAGACCGUUUGUUAGCCAUGUCUUUUCCUGCUGAACGAAUGAGAGCUGUUUACAGAAACCCUCUUUGGCAAGUCAAAUCUGUGCUAGACAUGAGACACAAUCAACAUUAUAAGGUAUAUAAUUUAUGUAUAGAAGAAUGUUAUGAUCCAGAACAUUUUUAUGGGCGUGUAGAGAGAUACCCUUUUGAUGACAACCAUGUUCCACCUCUCGAAAUGAUCAAACUUUUCUGUGAGAGUGUGGAUUCAUGGCUGUCAACUGACCCUAAAAAUAUUGCAGUCAUUCAUUGCAUGGCAGGCAAAGGUCGAACUGGGUUAAUGGUAUGCGCAUAUCUUGUUUACAGUGGCAUGUCAGUUGAGGAGGCUCUGCAAUUAUAUGCUCAUAAACGAACUACUAACAAUGAAGGAGUCACUAUACCAAGCCAGAGGCGUUAUGUGGGAUACUGGGGUAGCACACUUUCUUUUCCAAGGGGGCUUCAUAAUGGACCUCCAGAUGUGAACUUGCCACAGAAAUGUACCAGAGAGUUGCUGCGAGUUCGACUUUAUGACACAGUCAACACCGACACAGUCUUCUUUGUGGUCUUACAGUUGCAGGAGACUCCAGGUGAGCUCUACUGCCCUGCGAUGGAAGUUUCCAGGAGUAUUUGCAGAGAAGUAAGAAAAGGGUAUGAGAGAAAUACUGAUCCGCAAUAUUUUGUCUCUUUUAUUGAUGAUGAAGAUGGAGAGGGAAACAAAUCAGAAUCAGAAGAACGGGUCGUUGUCCAAAUGGAUACAGAAUCCCCCAUAAUCUACCAAAAGACUUGUCUCGAUCAUUAUUUUGACAAACCUUUACAAGUAACUGGUGAUGUUCGCGUCAUAUUCUACCAGAAAAUGAUUGGAUCACGCCUCUUCUACGCUUGUUUCAACACAGCAUUCAUCAAAAACAGCUUGCUUCAGUUCACUAUAAGGGAUUUGGACAAAGUUGGGAGCAGAGGUCGAUCAAUUUGCGGCCCUGCAUUUUGCCUGGAGUUGCUAUUUGGACCUGCAAAUCCAACGUCUUCAAUGUCACAAACAACUGACGAAGACGAUGAAAACGAUGGUGAUCUUAACACAAAUUCAUCCUGAAAUCAAUAUCCAAACGAGGAGGGAUGAUGAUGGUGAUUAUUUUAGUGUGAAUUUGUUCUAAAAUCUUUUACUGUAGAUAAUCUUUCAACAGGUACAAGUGUGUCAGACAGAUCCAAUGGCAUGAAAAUGGCUUGGCCCCUGGUUUUUACAUGGAGGGGUUGAAGCACUAGGAACAGUAAGAGCAAAGAGCAAAGUCUGUACAUUAGAAUUUUGAGAGGAGCAUUUGGUGGAUGAUGUUUCUGCCAUUUGUCUCUGGUUUGUGAAUGAAAUUGAGUCAAAAUGUCAUCUUCAUCACCAUUAUACAUGGGACAUUAUUAUUUCUCCUGUGUAUUCAUGCCCACAUGUUGUUUUGCAGUACAUUUUUGGGGUGUAUUUGCAAACCUUGAGAAUUGAGUACAAACAUGAAAAAAAAAUUUAUAA